Rhododendron vialii is the source of this 3896-nucleotide messenger RNA. RefSeq names its product rho GTPase-activating protein REN1. The coding region runs from base 445 to 3459 and encodes 1004 amino acids. Gene Ontology annotation, biological process: signal transduction. NCBI's taxonomy places the organism in Eukaryota, Viridiplantae, Streptophyta, Magnoliopsida, Ericales, Ericaceae. The record is from RefSeq and is a predicted model, not a curated record. The transcript has 25 exons.
AUUACUCACAAUCGAACGAUUCUGGAUACAAUUGUGUCGCACACGUUGUGUUGUAAACUUGGGUCGCUUUGCUCAGACUCCAAAUUUGUCGUUCCGACAAAAUUCCCUCCAAUAUUUGCGGAGAUCGACGGACGUGUAAAAACGACGUGCGAUCCUCCACCGGAGGCCCCGCUCAAAAUUCGUUCGCUUCUCCCGCGGGUUUCCGCUGGCCCAAGUCUGGCAUCGUGAACGACACAACAGAAGAGAGAGAAAAAAACACACGCACAAACCCCACCCCCCUUCUCUCUCUCUCUCUACCUUUUCCUUUCUUCUUCUCCAAUCCGGCAUUCCUAUCGGUUGUUUUUGUACAAUUUCUAUACCGAGGUUAAUGGCGGAAGGUUAAUUUGUGGUCUCGAUUGAUAAUAAUACUAUUAUUAUUCAGGGAAUGCCAUUUUGAAUCGGACGAUGACCAAUCGGAACAUCACAGACUCUUCUCAGGGAGAGGGCGGUAAUCACCAUCCUCCGUCUGGGCCACCAGAUCACCUACUUUCUCGUGGUGGCAAUAAGGGAGAGGGCGGAAAUCACCAUCCUCCUUCUGGGCCACCAGAUCACCUACUUUCUCGUAGUAACAAUAAGGUUUUCAAGAGUGGACCACUGUUUCUAUCAUCCAAAGGAAUCGGAUGGACAUCCUGGAAGAAAAGGUGGUUUAUCUUGACUCGCACCUCAUUGGUCUUCUUUAGAAGUGACCCGAAUGCUGUUACUCAAAAGGGGAAUGAGGUGAAUUUGACGCUUGGUGGUAUUGACCUAAACAAUUCAGGCAGAGUAGAUGUAAAAGCAGAUAAGAAGCUCCUGACUGUGCUCUUUCCUGAUGGUCGCGAUGGGCGAGCUUUCACUCUCAAGGCUGAAACUUCAGAGGAUUUACAUGAGUGGAAGGUCGCACUUGAAGAAGCUUUGGCGCAAGCACCAAGUGCUACUCUUAUAAUGGGGCAAAAUGGCUUAUUCAGGAAUGAUCAGUCUGAUGCAUUUGAUGGUUCUGUAGAUCAGUUAAAGGAGAAGCAGCCAGUUAAAUCCUUGGUCAUCGGUCGACCAGUUUUACUUGCCCUAGAAGAUAUAGAUGGAAACCCAUCUUUCUUGGAGAAAGCCCUUAGGUUUGUAGAAGAGCAUGGAGUCAAAGUAGAAGGGAUAUUGCGGCAAGCUGCAGAUGUUGAUGACGUUGAACAUCGAAUUCGAGAAUAUGAGCAGGGAAAAACGGACUUUUCUCCAGAAGAGGAUGCACACGUAAUUGCUGAUUGCGUCAAGUAUGUUCUUCGGGAGUUACCAUCAUCUCCAGUACCUGCAUCUUGCUGCAAAGCACUACUAGAAGCAUGUCGAACUGAGCAUGGCAGGAGACUUGCAGCUAUGCGUGAGGCUAUAUGCGAAACAUUCCCAGAGCCUAAUCGCCGAUUAUUACAGAGAAUUCUUAUGAUGAUGCAAACUAUUGCUUCUCACAAGGCGGAGAAUCGAAUGAGCUGUUCAGCUGUAGCAGCUUGCAUGGCACCCUUGCUUCUUCGUCCCCUUCUGGCUGGUGACUGCGAUCUCGAACAUGACUUCGAUGUGGGCGGUGAUGGUUCUAUUCAACUUCUGCAAGCUGCUGCUGCAGCUAACCAUGCUCAAGCCAUUGUAGUAACUUUACUGGAAGAGUACGAGAACAUAUUUGGGGAAGGUUCCAUGUCAACUGAACUGUACUCCGAUUCAGAAGAGAGUGGAAGUGAGAGUGAGGAGUUGAGUGAUUAUGAUGAUGAGACCUCUGAAGAUGGAACUGAUGGUUCUCAUGCAGAUAUAGAUGAAGAACUUGAAGAUGCAUCAAAUGAAACUCACAGUGAGGCAGGCAAUAUUGGAGACGAUGAUAAGGCUAGUUCUUGCACUAUUUUGAUUGCAUCAUUUUCUGGCAUUGUCAUGGAAUUCAGCUUGCUUCUAUUUUCUGAAUUUUGCAGUCUUUCUUGGUUUCUAUUCCCACUUCAUUCCUUCUUCCAAAAAUUACUUACACUAAAGUUCUUGAAGAUGCAGGGUUCUGACAGUCGUAGCUUUGGUUCCGAUUCCAAUGAGUCAGGUUAUGAUGAUAAAGCCAAAUCACGCCAACAUGACAAUUUACAAAGUAGUGGGAACAUUCCCAAUCAAAAUAACUAUGGUUCACCAAUGAAGUCUGAUGAGUCUGCUGAAGUAUUAGGAGAUGAUCCUGCAGAGACAGGUUUGGGACCAAAGUUAACUGAUAAGAAUUCCACUAUAUCGAAUGGACCAGUGCAUGGUGCAAGGCGAGCUGCUGUUUGGGGCCGUACCCCUGCAAAGAAGAAACUUUCCAUGGAAUCCAUUGAUUUUCCCUUUGAAGACGAGGCCGAGAUUGAAAGGCUUGAGGCCACCAAAAUUGACCUCCAAAACAGAAUUGCUGAAGAGGCUAAAGAGAAUGCAGUUCUUCAAGAAAGUCUGGAGAGACGAAAGAAUGCUGUGCAUGAGCAACGUCUGGCUCUUGAGCAAGAGGUGGCAAGACUACAUGGACAGUUGAACAAAGAGAGAGAGUUGAGAGAAGUAUUGGAAGCCGGACUUGAAAUGCCUCAAGGCUCCAUACUUCUCUCUGCAUAUAUUGAUGAAAAGACAAAGGCAGAGCUUGAGGAAAUUGUUCGAGUGGAGGCAGAUGUCACUAAUUUGAAGCAGACAGCUGAUGACCUUGGAAUGCAGCUCAAUCAACAACGUGAACUGAACAGUGGUUUCGCACAUGGUUCAUGCAGUCAAGCAAGACUGAGGGAAAGGGGGAAGGAAAUUGAAACUACUGAUACCUUUCAUACUACCGAGAAAUCAACAAGAAGUAAGGACAAUCAAUUGGAUAAGGUAGACGGCGACAAAGAUAUGAAACAAGAUCUUCCAUUCUAUUCAAAUAAACAGUUGCCUCAGAAACAGAUGAUGGAUCCAGCACGCAACUCCAAAUCUGUUGGGGUUACAGCCACUUCAUCUUCUGCCAGUUUGAAGAAGUUUGGUGCAAGGGAUGAGGGAGCUAAUAACUCCACAUCUUCAGCAUUGUCAAAGCUAACAAACAGACUCAACUUCUUGAAAGAACGACGCGGCCAAAUUGCCAAUGAGCUCCAUAAUAUGGACAAAGGGAGGAGUUCAGGUACUUCUGUGAAGAGCUUUGAAAGAGGUAGUGGAUUAGAAUGGCGCCAUUCUGUUCAAAACCCAGACAAAUUUCAUGGGACAAUAGAUAACCAGUCAGUCUAUAAUUCACAAAAGGGCUUAGAAAUCAGAAGUAACCGUUCUCCCCAGAUUUUCGAAAAUACAGAAAGAGUUAGGAUGACGGAUGGUGGAUCACUCCAACACCUCGAUAAAGGAAUAAUGGAAGUGCAAUUCGCUCCGAACUUGGAGAGAGGAAAAUCAGAAAGCUUUCCUAAUGUGGACAAAGGGAGAAGGUCAGAGGGCCAUCCUCAUGUUCCCCCAAGGACGUAUUCCAGAUGAUCCUGCUCUUUUUUGCUCUUUCGUGAUAGUGUUCUUACAUAAUCGACUCAGCUUAUCUCACCAACACUUUUCACUAUCAAGACGACCCACAAGAUUUUCGAAUGAGGUAUUCUAGGAAAAUGUCAACAUUGAGAUUGAUACCCACGUCUACGGUUGCUGAAGUUGAGAUUCUCCCAGAGCCCACGAUUGUACAGAUUAUUCAUCUCCUCGAUGGAAGCUGCAUAUUUUGAAGUCCUGGCUUUUGGUUUCACUUGUUCAGAAGAGACAUAGUAGGGCAAUUUUUUUCUUGUAAUUAUUGUUGUUGUAUGUUCAAGGCUGCAAUAUAGUUGCUAGUAGGGAACUGAAUGGAGUCCUGUGUUUCAGGAACUUAAAAUGUCAGAAGGAAAUAUUUUGUCAGAUUGAAAAGUAUAUAUAUGAAUUUUGGGAUGUUUUCAACA